AUGGUGGGCCACAGCCACAGGGGCCCUCAAGGUGGCCCUCAAGGUGGCUCUCAAGGUGGCCCUCAAGGUGCGCUCACGGUGGCCCUCACGGCCCCUGCGAUGAGGGGCUGGGGGGGCUUUCGCAGUGAUUACAGGCGCUCCUGGGGGACAUUGAUUGUCCUGCUCCUUCCAGGCAAGCCCCACACAAUGCUGACGAAUGAACUCACGGCCCUGCCAAGUCCAAUUAACUGUCAGUGCCGCAUCGACGAGCGCCUUGGGAUCCACUGCGACAGUGUCUGUCCCCAGGGCUUCUGGGGGCCCAACUGCUCUGUGAACUGCUACUGUCUGAACGGGGGCUCCUGCUCCGCGGAGGACGGCAGCUGCGUGUGCGCCGCGGGAUACAGAGGGACGUACUGCAGAAGAGUCUGCCUCUCGGGGCACUACGGCCAGGAGUGCAGCCAACCAUGCCCCCACUGUGUGCACAGCACCGGGACGUGCCACCACGUGACGGGCCGCUGCGAGUGCCUGUCCGGGUUCGUGGGCACCCUGUGCAACAUGGUGUGUCCGAGUGACAGGUACGGGGAGGGCUGCCUGGAGGCGUGUGUCUGCACCAACGGCACCUGCAGCCCUGUGGACGGCUCCUGCCAGUGCUUCCCCGGCUGGACGGGGGCAGACUGCUCUCUGGCGUGCGCCGUGGGUUACUGGGGUCCUGAUUGUCUCAACUUGUGUAACUGUCACAAUGGAGCCCGCUGCAACGCCUACGACGGGGAGUGCAGGUGCAGCCCCGGCUGGAUGGGUCUCUACUGCACGCAGCAAUGCCCUGCAGGUUUCUACGGGGUGGACUGCUCUGAGGUCUGCCGCUGCCAGAACGGCGCUGAGUGCGACCACACCACCGGGCUGUGUUCCUGCCGGACGGGAUUCAUAGGGAACGCCUGUGAGCAGAAGUGUCCUGCUGGCACAUUUGGCUUCGGCUGUCAGCAAUUAUGUGAGUGUAUGAACAAUGCGACCUGCGACUAUGUGACUGGAACAUGCUACUGCAGCCCCGGCUACAAAGGCAUCCGCUGCGACCAAGCAGCUCUGAUGAUGGAGGAGCUGAACCCCUACACCAAGAUCAGCCCGGCGCGCGGCACGGAGCGCCAGUCGGCCGGGGCCGUCAUGGGAGUCAUCUUCCUGCUCCUCAUCAUCAUGGCCAUGCUCAGCCUGUUCCUGUGGUACAGACAGAAGCAGAGGGAGAAGGGCCAUGAGAUCCAGCCCAGUGUGUCCUACACACAGGCCAUGCACAUCACCAGCACCGACUUCUCUCUCUCUGAUUGCGGAAGCACCAUCGCCAUGCGGCCUGGCACCAUCGAGGCCCCCCAGGGCCCGAGCGGGGCCAGUGCCGGGGGUCAGUGCUUCAGCAACCCCAGCUACCACACCGUGGCCCAGUGCAACGUCUCCUCCAGCAUCUCCAGCAGCCUGGACGCCACGCUCACCCUCAAAUCGAGCACCUUGAAAAGCAGGUCCAGCUCAGAGUGGAGGGCCUACUGCAAUCUCAAUGAUCUAGACGUUCAACAAGGGGAGAUUCAGACGCAGAGGAGCUCCAGGAAAGAUCAUAUCAAAGGGUCGCUGUGCGGCAACAGCUCCUGCUCCCUGAACAGCGAGAACCCCUACGCCACCAUCAGGGACCCCCCGGGGCCCGCCUGCCAGCACACGGAGAGCGGCUACGUGGAGAUGAAGUCGCCCUCCCACCGCGAGGUCCCCUUCGGAGGCACCGCCACCCUGCUCGGGAGCGCCGGCAGGAACGUCUACGACGUGGAGCCCACUGUGAGUGUCCUGCAGGGCCCCAACGGCAUGGCCACCGGUUUCUCCCAGAGCCCCUACGACCUGCCCCGCAGCACCCACCUCCCCAGCCACUACGACAUCCUGCCCAUGCGCCACAGCCCCACACACACCCCGCCACCGGCCGCCCCGGAGAGCCCCAGCUCCCUGCUCUAGGAAGGGGGGGGGGGGGGGGGGGG
Messenger RNA from Gadus macrocephalus (Pacific cod), 1976 nucleotides. RefSeq names its product multiple EGF-like-domains 11 (gene megf11). The coding region runs from base 1 to 1953 and encodes 650 amino acids. Gene Ontology annotation, molecular function: scavenger receptor activity. The transcript has 14 exons. Lineage: Eukaryota; Metazoa; Chordata; Actinopteri; Gadiformes; Gadidae. The record is from RefSeq and is a predicted model, not a curated record.